AUGGCCAUUGAAGCUCUUCGUCAUCAAAUUUAUCCUGAUUCUUCAUGGUUUAUUUCAACUUGCCUGUACCAGGAUCCUGUGUCACUGGGUGCUCCUUCUGCUGACAUUUUCCAUUUGUUGCUGGCAAUUUGUUGGUGGUUUUCUUCGGUCAUUCCCGUGCCAUUGGGGAGAUAUGCUUGCUUCAACAGGUUACUUGCUUCUGAUGUCUCUGGUGUUAUAAAUAUAUGGGAUAGAAGAGCCAGUGAUCUUCCAUGUCUUGAGCUAGCAACCAAUUCUAAUAGUCCUCUUAACAGUAUCAAAUUGAAUGCAGAUGAUCAGGUUAUAUUUGGAGCUAGCAAGCAGGGAACUAUUUACAUGUGGGAUAUUCGUGGUGGAAGAUCGUCUGCAGCUUUCCAGAAUAACAGAGUGGUAAGUUAUUCUCCUAUGACAGCAAUUAAAUUGGCAUCUGAGCUAGAGAGAAUUGCUUCUUUGAAGGCUCAGUCAAAUAUAGUAUCGAAGGAAAUACACUCCAUUGACAUAAAUCCAUCUUGUCAAAAUCAAUUGGCAUUUCAUCUUGACGAUGGUUGGUCAGGUGUUUUGGAUGUCCAUAGUAUGAAAGUCACACAUAUUCAUUGUCCUCCUCCACCUUGGUUGGAUGACUUCAAUGAUUUGGCUAACUUACGUUGUUUACGGAAACCUUCAUGGAUACCAGCAUAUUCUAUUUAUGUGGUUGGAUCAUUGUCAAGUAAUGGGCUCUAUCUUUUGGAUUUCUAUCCAGAUCGAAGCUCCCCUUGCCAUGUGGAUUUCAAUGAAGAGAUGCAAGAGUUUUACGGAGUAAAGAGCCCGCAGAAGCAAAAUCAAUUCAUUCCAACAACUGAAGGUGUUACUGCAUGUAUUACUCAUCCCUCAAGUGGAACCAUUGUGGUUGGAACCAAGCACUCGUCGCUCCUGGUGAUUUCACAAACAGGCAAGUCAUUUCAAGGUGCAUAUGAUUCUCCUUGCUCUGAAGGCAAUCUUAGAAGAACCAGCUAAAUCUCACUCACAUGCUUAUACACAUCUACCAAACUAGAAUUCAGUUGCGCAUUCUAACAAGUGCAGCAGGAAGAUAUUGGCGGGGGAUGAGCUUUAGAUGAAUGUGUAAAGUCUUUGUUAGAGGGCAAGGUUUCAGACCGCAUGUCAUUUGGAAGUGUACAAAGGAGUGUAUGUAGAGGCAGGUGAGGAUUGCUCCAUUUGCUUUAUGUGUGAAUCAUGGAAGAACAUAUUGUCUGACCUGAGUAAUGAUUCACUGAAGUUGAUUUCGACCCCAGCUAGAUCCUUGGGCAAAUGAAGGAGGUGGUAUAAAUACAGCCGUUAACUUUAUGCUUUGUGGAGGUGUAAGUCAUAAGUAGUGGAUGCAACUGUAUCUACACCGACUGACUUACAAUUCUGGAUUUUCGUUGAUAUUUUUCACUUGUCAGUUCACGUGGUAUACUUGGUGAUCAUUCCUUUGUGUCUCUAGCAUCCAUAUCCCUUCAUUACUGUGCUUUAGCAAUGGUAUUGCUUGUACAGCUUCCAGGAGGUGCACCAUCCACAAUAUUCUCCCUGCUUAUCAUUAUUGAAAUUAUGCAUCCAUCAGUUUGUCCAGGGUUCAAGAUUUGUAUUAAUAAUCAUCAUUUUUCUCAGAACCAACUUUUCGACUGAAAAUGGAAGUGAUUGUCCUUUUCAAGAUGAAACUUUACAGGGUUUAGGGUAGUAGUUUUACCUCUAAACUUUUACUUAAUUCUCCAAAAGGAGGUUCAUUUGUCUUUGUAUUCUUUCUAAGAGCCUGCAUUUCUCAGUGCAAACGCAAAUUGAGUUCACAACAGUUACAGAAAAUAACCUUAGAUUA
Solanum tuberosum (potato) is the source of this 1846-nucleotide messenger RNA. RefSeq lists its product as uncharacterized. Gene Ontology annotation, molecular function: protein binding. The transcript is spliced from 10 exons. Bases 1 to 1011 code for a protein of 336 amino acids. The record is from RefSeq and is a predicted model, not a curated record. Lineage: Eukaryota; Viridiplantae; Streptophyta; Magnoliopsida; Solanales; Solanaceae.